GAUAUAGAACCAGAGAUAACCGAACUAAAGAGAUUGAUAUACCGGAGAUAAACCGAUUCAAUGGCGGACAUAGCUAUUUUGGUGGCGGAGGAGUACGAGAGGAGGAUGAAGCAUCCGGCGGGUUCGAGAUCAACGCCGGUAGAAUUUGAUUGGAGGAAGAUAAUUCCGGCGAAGAUGACUGUAGCUAUUGACAAGAUGAAGAUUGAGAGUUUGAAGAAGAAUUUCGAAGCUAAAUCUCAGUUUGCUUUGGCCAUCUCUCAUGGCUUCUUCUCUGCUUAAUUCCAUUUUGUUGUUCAUAGCUAAUUUCGUUUCUUGCUUUUGUGAGUUUUUAUGUAAAUAUUAAACUAUAUGUUAAUUAAUCGAAUGUAAUUUU
Messenger RNA from Arabidopsis arenosa, 373 nucleotides. NCBI's taxonomy places the organism in Eukaryota, Viridiplantae, Streptophyta, Magnoliopsida, Brassicales, Brassicaceae. The record is from the annotation of a GenBank genome assembly.